This is a messenger RNA of Oncorhynchus masou masou (cherry salmon), 6191 nucleotides long. RefSeq names its product synaptic vesicular amine transporter-like. The record is from RefSeq and is a predicted model, not a curated record. The transcript is spliced from 16 exons. Lineage: Eukaryota; Metazoa; Chordata; Actinopteri; Salmoniformes; Salmonidae. Gene Ontology annotation, cellular component: terminal bouton; synaptic vesicle membrane. Gene Ontology annotation, biological process: xenobiotic transport; aminergic neurotransmitter loading into synaptic vesicle; transmembrane transport. Gene Ontology annotation, molecular function: xenobiotic transmembrane transporter activity; serotonin:sodium:chloride symporter activity. Bases 106 to 1674 code for a protein of 522 amino acids.
UUCGCCCCGUAUCGUUCCUUUCGGGUUUGCGGCCGCAAAGGGAUUUUUGCUAAUGUGCAUCUAAGACCGAAUAUUUUUUCACUUGCUCCUUUGUGGACUCUAAAAAUGGGAAGAUUAGACACACUGAGAGAAUUUAAUUUAUUGUCAUGGAUGAGAGAGGAAAGACAAUCGAGGAAGUUGAUCCUGGUCAUCGUUUUCAUCGCCUUGCUGCUGGAUAAUAUGCUUCUAACGGUGGUCGUCCCCAUCAUCCCUAGCUACCUAUACACAAUUGAUGAUGCAGCAGCCAACAUGGCCAAGAAUCACACUACGGCCUCCCCACACACCCCUUCUGGAACCUUCCAGACCAUCGUGUCCCUCUAUGACAACUCUGUCAGGGUAACCAGCGGGGACCCAAUGGAUUCCACACCCAUACCCUUGGGUCAGACGCAGGGGGUCUCUUCUUCCACCUCGGCUCUCACACCCCACAACUCCACACAGCCCGACUGCCCCAAAGCAGACGACCAGCUGCUCAAUGAGAAUGUGAAAGUGGGACUACUCUUUGCCUCCAAGGCCACUGUACAGCUCAUCACCAACCCCUUCAUUGGGCCUCUCACCAACAGAAUAGGAUACCAGAUCCCCAUGUUUGCCGGGUUCUGUAUUAUGUUCCUGUCAACCAUCAUGUUCGCCUUCUCAUCGAGCUACACUCUGCUGUUUCUGGCCAGAUCCAUGCAGGGUGUGGGCUCCUCCUGCUCCUCUGUGGCUGGGAUGGGGAUGCUUGCCAGUGUGUACACAGAUGAUGAGGAGAGGGGAAAUGCCAUUGGGAUAGCCCUCGGUGGUCUCGCCAUGGGUGUGCUGGUGGGCCCACCAUUUGGCAGUGUCAUGUAUGAGUUUGUGGGGAAAACGGCACCUUUCCUCAUUCUGGCUGUUCUGGCUGUGCUGGAUGGAGCACUGCAACUGUUCAUUCUCCAGCCCUCAAAGGUGGAACCAGAGAGCCAGAAAGGGUCUUCGCUAUGGAGUCUUAUGAAAGAUCCAUACAUACUCAUUGCUGCAGGAUCCAUUUGUUUUGCGAACAUGGCCAUCGCCAUGUUAGAACCAGCGUUGCCUAUUUGGAUGAUGGAGACCAUGUGUCCAAGAAAAUGGCAGCUAGGCAUUGCCUUCGUGCCAGCCAGCAUCUCUUACCUUAUUGGAACCAACAUCUUUGGCGUCCUAGCACACAAGAUGGGGAGAUGGCUGUGCGCUCUCAUCGGGAUGGUCCUAGUGGGGGUUAGCAUCCUCUGUGUUCCUUUUGCUAAGGACAUCUACGGACUAAUACUUCCAAAUUUCGGUGUUGGUUUUGCAAUUGGAAUGGUGGAUUCCUCUAUGAUGCCAAUCAUGGGCUACUUAGUGGACCUGAGACACGUGUCAGUCUAUGGCACUGUGUACGCCAUUGCUGAUGUGGCAUUCUGCAUGGGCUUUGCUUUAGGUCCAUCCGCUGGGGGUGCCAUAGCGAAGAGCAUUGGGUUCUCCUGGCUCAUGACCAUCAUUGGCGUCGUGGACAUCCUCUUCGCUCCCCUCUGUUACUUCCUCAGGAGUCCUCCUGGGAGGGAGGAGAAAAUGGCCAUCUUGAUGGACUCCAACUGCGCAAUGAAGACCCGAUCAUACUCAACACAAGGGAACACAGAGUACGAAGAGAUGGAGACAGAGUAUGAUGAGUAGUAAUGGACACCAGACAGGUAUGUUACCUUCCAGAGGAUCUAUUUUGUUGUACAAAAACAGAGAUAAAAAUUGAAAAUACAAAAAAAAACAACAGCUAAGCUGUUUCAAUGUGAAUGUCAUCCGUGCGGUCGGUCUUCACUGUCCUAUGUCAUUGUGAUCGUACGACUGGAGCAAACCAAAGUUGUUCUCAUCCCCCUGUGGUCACAAGCACGUUGCUUGUGUUUAUUUUUAGCCAACAGCCUUAUCCAAUGGAAGUGGAACACGAUUCAAAACAGGGUUUUCAUAGGCCGUAAUAGUAGAAUGUUGUGAGCCAUAUUUACUGGAUAGUUCAGCUGACGGUGAUCUUAUAGAUCACCAAAUUGUGUCCUGUAGGUUAGCAAGGAGUACAAACCUGUCUUAAUAAUUCACCUUUUGCCCAUUAACGGUCUUCAUCAACAUAUCUAAUACAGAAAUAUGAAACAAAUGGGGGUAGAGAGUAACUUCUAUUUGUUUAGUAACUGACUUUGGAUCAGAUUCAACAUCUCGAACAAGGCACUAUGAGAACACUGCUUUAGUGUUUGUCAUUCUAUUUGUUGAUUAUAAUUAUAUUAUGAUGAGAUGGUAAAUGAUUUAAAGUAUUACUUAGUCAAUACAAGUUACUCAAUACAUUUGGAAUGAGAAUUUGUUAACUGUUUUGGACAAAGCAAAUCACAAUGUAUGGGUUACAUUUUACCUUGAAAUUGGCCUUUUUUUCAUUGAUUAUACAAACAUGUUUUUACGUUGACAUUCGAAUUGAGGAAAUACCUGAACUGAAACCUUUGAAGUCAUAGAAAGUUAUAUCCCCAGAAUCCAGUGUUGUCCUGGGUUGACUGCUUAUGGCUAUUUGCAUGUUAUACCACAUAAAAAACACAGCCUCACUCCAAUAUCAUCCUCAGUUUCACCUUCCACAUAAAAACACAGCCUCACUCCAAUAUCAUCCUCAGUUUCACCUUCCACAUAAAAACACAGCCUCACUCCAAUAUCAUCCUCAGUUUCACCUUCCACAUAAAAACACAGCCUCACUCCAAUAUCAUCCUCAGUUUCACCUUCCACAUAAAAAACACAUCCUCACUCCAAUAUCAUCCUCAGUUUCACCUUCCACAUAAAAACACAGCCUCACUCCAAUAUCAUCCUCAGUUUCACCUUCCACAUAAAAAACACAGCCUCACUCCAAUAUCAUCCUCAGUUUCACCUUCCACAUAAAAAACACAGCCUCACUCCAAUAUCAUCCUCAGUUUCACCUUCCACAUAAAAAACACAGCCUCACUCCAAUAUCAUCCUCAGUUUCACCUUCCACAUAAAAACACAGCCUCACUCCAAUAUCAUCCUCAGUUUCACCUUCCACAUAAAAACACAGCCUCACUCCAAUAUCAUCCUCAGUUUCACCUUCCACAUAAAAAACACAGCCUCACUCCAAUAUCAUCCUCAGUUUCACCUUCCACAUAAAAACACAGCCUCACUCCAAUAUCAUCCUCAAUUUCACCUUCCACAUAAAAAACACAGCCUCACUCCAAUAUCAUCCUCAGUUUCACCUUCCACAUAAAAAACACAUCCUCACUUCAAUAUCAUCCUCAGUUUCACCUUCCACAUAAAAACACAGCCUCACUCCAAUAUCAUCCUCAGUUUCACCUUCCACAUAAAAAACACAUCCUCACUUCAAUAUCAUCCUCAGUUUCACCUUCCACAUAAAAACACAGCCUCACUCCAAUAUCAUCCUCAGUUUCACCUUCCACAUAAAAACACAGCCUCACUCCAAUAUCAUCCUCAGUUUCACCUUCCACAUAAAAACACAGCCUCACUCCAAUAUCAUCCUCAGUUUCACCUUCCACAUAAAAACACAGCCUCACUCCAAUAUCAUCCUCAGUUUCACCUUCCACAUAAAAACACAGCCUCACUCCAAUAUCAUCCUCAGUUUCACCUUCCACAUAAAAACACAGCCUCACUCCAAUAUCAUCCUCAGUUUCACCUUCCACAUAAAAACACAGCCUCACUCCAAUAUCAUCCUCAGUUUUACCUUCCACAUAAAAAACACAGCCUCACUCCAAUAUCAUCCUCAGUUUCACCUUCCACAUAAAAAAUGGUUAAUGAAACAUAUUUUCACUGUAAAUAAUACCUCAGCUCAUAAAAAACAUAUUUUGCUUUUUUUAUUUGUACAUUUUUGAGCCAUUUGAAUGUGUGGAAAAGUAAGACUUAUAUUUGAGUGAUUUUUGAAUACAGAUAAUAGAAUUUGAUCUUUCUGUUUACCCUCAGCUCCAUUUACAGACAAUUGGAAACAUAUAUCUUAUAGGCUUUUCUUAGUGUGUUUGUGUCAAUACAAUGUUUAGGUAGAUGAUGUGUAACUAAGAUUCUUUUAACUUUCCCUAUUGAUAUGACAAGCCAUGAAAUAUACUGUGGUGAAAAGUAAACACAUACGGACACAGCUUUAGUUAGUUGUCUCUGAUUAAACAUCACCUUAAGGAGAGGAGAAAUUCCAUAAGCACUUUAUCAGAGUCUAGAUAUCCACACCAUUUAACUCCAAGGACAGUUCUAGUACGUUAAUGUUGGUUUAGCAGAGAGAGAAUAUUGAGGUGAUCAGUCUGUUUGGUCAUGUUGUCUGUUAGUAAGAAAACACUCAAAGUUUUAUCAAAGAUAAAUGCACUGAUUAUUAUUGUGUUUUAAGUACACUUUCCCAGUAGUGCUAAUCCCUAAAAUAAGUAGAAACUCAAUGUAUUUUCAAGCACUAAGGUUCAAUUUUAGCUCCCAAUCUUUACCAAUUUUAAUCUUAGUUAAACUAAUCCCUUGAGAGCAUUAACUUUAUUAUAUGUGAAUUUAUUGAUCACUUCCAGGUCAUCAAAAAGUAGACCCUUUUUCUAGCUGUUUAACACACAAUACAGAAAGCACAGCAUACAUUGUUUCCAAAAAUGAAAUAAGAGUUUAUUAUAUUGUCCAGCAGUGCAUGCACAUACACUGAGUAUACCAAAUAUUAGGAACAUCGUCCUUAUAUUGAGUUGCAUCUUCCCCCUUUGCCCUCAGAACAGCUUCAAUUCGUCUGGUCAUGGACUCAACAAGGUGUCGAAAGCUUUCCACAGGGAUGCUGGCCCUUGUUGACUCCAAUGCUUCCCACAGUUGUGUCAAGAUGGCUGGAUGUUGUUUGGGUGGUGGGCCAUCCUUGAUACACAAUGGAAACUGUUGAGCGUGAAAAACCCAGUAGCGUUACAGUUCUUGACACAAACUGGUGUGCCUGCCACCUACUACCAUACCCUGUUCAAAGGCACUUAAAUAUUUUGUCUUGCCCAUUCACACUCUGAAUGGUACACUUACACAAUCAAUGUCUCAAGGAUUUUAAAAAGAGUCCUUAUUGAACCGGUCUCCUCCCCUUCAUCUCCACUGAUUGAAGUGGAUUUAACAAGUGACAUAAAUAAGGGAUCAUAACUUUCACCUGGAUUCAUCUGGUCAGUCUGUCACAGAAAGAGCAGGUGUUCUUAAUGUUUUCUAUACUCAGUAUACAUACACACUUAAGUUUGAGGAUUUGAUUGGCUUACUGGGCCCUGGCCUGCACAUGUCAUUAGUGAAUUUUGUCUGCAGUCAGUCACCAGUAUUAAUCCACAACACAGGGCCAUGAAGGGGCCCCCCUUUUCCCCACCCCCUCUCCUCUCCUAUUUGUCCUGAAGCAGAAAAUGAAAAUAGACUCAUCCACUAUUCUGCUUUUUGUCAAAAUCACAGUGAUCUAACAGAAAAAGCCAGGCAUACAAAGCACAGCUAAUAACUGUCAAAUAUAUAUGUAAUUGUUUGGUAAAGUGCAUUUAUUACAAACCAUUAUUUGGUUCUUCAAGCAAAUCUGACAUCUAGAUAUCUUGGAAAUAUGUAAAAAUCUUUGAAAAUACUUUAAUGCCCUUGCCACAGAAAAGCACAAUAAUCCAUAUUCAAAAUGUCAAAUAAGAUUGCAUUUUGAAGUAUAUGGACUGUUAUUUGCCAAACCCUGGGUUUGCUGGAUUGCAGGUCUGUUUGAAUGGACACUCGAAUGAGUUUCAUUGUAUGUUAAUGAUAUAAGCAAAAUUGUCUGUGCUGGAGUUGACAGAGAUAAUUACCUGAUAACGUCAAUAUUAGUUUCAUUAUUUUCUCAAAUGUAUAUUUAAAUUCACCGCACCCUUAAUGAAAAUAUUUUUAUGUCAAGAUGGCUACUAUUCUGAGAGGUUGUCGUUAUUUUGCAAAACAUUGUUGGGUCAUGUAGGUUACAUAAUUGAUUAUAUAUUGUGGAGAAUAAUAUAUUUUGUUGUCAUUUGUUUAGGUGCGAAAUGUAUUGCACACAUGCACUAAAAUGUGUGUGUGCUCAUGUUGGUGUGUGUGCCUUCUGACAUGUAUGCCAUUGGUUUGUGUGUAUAUCAAAUACUUACUAACUGCUACAAAAAAAAUAAUGUUGCCAUUUUAUAAUCUGGACUGGUUGUUUACGUGUAAAGUGUGCUGAUUGUGUAACAUAUGUUGAUACUCAGUGGGGAUGGGAAACAAAAAUAAAUGUAUAC